AAGAGAGGCGGAGUUAGCUACGCCGGUCGCUUGCCUUGGAUUCAACAUCAAACCCGUCUCAGAAAGUUGCUUUAUUUACGUAUUUGUUGGAGCGUACCAUGGAUUUAAUAUAAGUAGAUCGUCGACUGACAAACUUCACUUGACUUAUCUCCGAAAGUCAUCGAUCUGGGCAGAGCUCCAGAGGUUGAGCUACAGCCAUGGUGCAACAAUACCAGUCACCUGUAAGGGUCUACAAACACCCCUUUGAGCUGAUAAUGGCGGCCUAUGUGCGGAGGUUUCCAAACUGCCCCCUGAUCCCCAUCUUUGUGGACAGUGAGGUGGUGAAGGAGGAGCACAGUGAUGACGGUGCCACUGUGUUCAUUGAGAGGCGCUGUAAGGUGGAGGCAGACGCCCCCCGGCUGUUCAAAAGGAUGGCUGGUGUGGACUACCUGUACUUCAUCCAUAAGAACACUCUGGACCGCAGGGAGAGGGCGCUGCACAUUGAGGUCGUCAAUGAGACCUUCUCCAACAGAGUCAUCGUCCAUGAGAUCUGCAACUACAGGGUUCACCCAGAGAAUGAGGAGUGGACGUGUUUCGAGCAGACAGCCAGUCUGGACAUCAAGUCCUUUUUUGGCUUUGAGAACGCGGCCGAGAAGCUAGCCAUGAAGCAGUAUGCCAACAGUAUUAAAAAGGGCAAAGAGAUCAUAGAGUAUUACCUGAAGGAGUUGGAGGACGAGGGGGUGACCCACGUCCCCCGCUGGAGCCCCCCUCAGGCCCCCCCACCCACUGCCAGGCUCCAGCUGCCACUCACCAGUGCCCCUGCCAAUGCCAUCCUUGUGCCCACUGCCGAAGAGACCCUCUCUGCCAGCCCCACAGAUCUACCGCCUGGCUCCCCAGAUGACAAGUUGGAUGCUGACUACAUCAGGCGUUACCUAGGAGACCUGACGCCGCUGCAGGAGAGCUGUCUUAUAAGACUACGCCAGUGGCUGCAGGAGACCCACAAGGGAAAGAUCCCUAAAGACCAGCACGUGCUGCGUUUCCUGCGGGCCCGGGACUUUAACCUGGAGAAGGCCAGGGAGAUCCUGUGUCAGUCGCUCACCUGGAGGAAGCAGCACCAGGUGGACUUCCUGCUGGACUCCUGGGAGAGACCUCAGCUGCUACACGACUACUACACCGGGGGCUGGCACCACCAUGACAGAGAUGGACGCCCUCUGUAUAUUCUGCGACUCGGUCAAAUGGAUACCAAGGGUUUAGUACGCGCCUUGGGCGAGGAGUCCCUUCUGAGACAAGUCCUGUCCAUCAACGAGGAAGGUCUGAGGCGCUGUGAAGAGAACACCAGAGUCUUUGGCCGACCCAUCAGCUGCUGGACGUGCCUGGUGGACCUGGAGGGGUUAAACAUGCGUCACCUGUGGCGUCCGGGGGUUAAAGCCCUGCUGAGGAUCAUAGAGGUGGUGGAGGCUAACUACCCAGAGACCCUGGGAUGUCUGCUCAUACUGAGGGCUCCACGGGUCUUCCCUGUGCUCUGGACCCUGGUCAGUCCAUUCAUUGACGAGAACACCAGGAAGAAGUUCCUGGUGUAUGCUGCGAAUGACUACCAGGGGCCUGGAGGUCUGGUGGAUUACAUCGAUAGAGAGGUCAUCCCUGACUUCCUGGGAGGAGACUGCCUGUGUGAGAUCCCUGAAGGAGGUAUGGUCCCCAAAUCUCUGUACAGAACAGCAGAGACGCUGGAAAGUGAGGAGCUGCGGCUGUGGACAGACACCAUCUACAAGACUGCCAGUGUCUUCAAGGGGGCCCCACAUGAGCUGCUGAUCGAAAUCUCCGAGCCCUCUUCUGUGAUCACCUGGGACUUUGACGUGUGUAAAGGAGACGUCAUCUUCAACAUCUACCACUCCAGGAGGGCCCCCCAGCCCCCCAAGAGGGACGUCCAGGGGGCCCACAGCAGCAUCGUGUCGCCAGCCACCAACAACAUGCAGCUGAUUGACAGAUCCUGGAUUCUGGGGCAAGACUACAGUAUGGUGGAGACAGCACUCACCUGCAAGGAGGGAGAGAGUGUUCAGGGCUCCCAUGUGACUCGGUGGCCCGGGUUCUACAUCCUCCAAUGGCGGUUCCACUGCUCCCCGGCCUGCUCUACCUCCAGCCUGCCCCGGGUGGACGACGUGCUGGCCUCCCUGCAGGUCUCCUCCCACAAGUGUAAGGUCAUGUUCUACACCGAGGUGCUGGGCUCCGAAGACUUCAGGGGCUCUAUGACCAGUCUGGAGUCCAGUCACAGUGGCUUCUCCCAGCUGAGUGCCGCCACCACCACCUCUAGCCAAUCACAGUCCAGUUCCACCGUAUCAAGGUAGCAUCCAGCCAAUAGGAGGUGAAGGAGUUUGAGUUUUGCAACAUGGAGAUCCCAUUUAGGAUCUAACUGACUUCUGAUACUGUUGACUUCUGCCCUGUUGCCUUAAAGAAAAACCAGUGCCGUACCAACACCUGCCAACGAGGACUUAACCUUACCCAAGGGGAUGAGAGAACUGUUAUGAACUCUGUGGACCAAGGAUAGCCUAUCCUUAAUGCCAUGUGGUGGAACAGUGGAGUUCCUACCUGUGAGCACCUUCUAGUACUUGCAUUUAAAGCACUGGAAUAUAUUAUUAAAAUAUACAUGUACAUUUUUUAAUCUGUAUCUAUAAUUUGUGACAUUAAGAUUGCUCUGGAAGUGGAACAUCUGCUGAAUGAAUAAAUUCAUAUGGAGAUGUCUUGCAAACCAUCAUCAUCCUCUUCUUUCUUUCAAUACCAUUGUUCUUUCUUUUUUAAGGGAAGUGACAGAAAUGUUCCCCAUUUUAUUGAAACUGAACAAUAAAGCACUUCCUAUUUUCA
Salmo salar (Atlantic salmon) is the source of this 2835-nucleotide messenger RNA. NCBI's taxonomy places the organism in Eukaryota, Metazoa, Chordata, Actinopteri, Salmoniformes, Salmonidae. The record is from RefSeq and is a predicted model, not a curated record.